Messenger RNA from Elephantulus edwardii (Cape elephant shrew), 1782 nucleotides. It is a transcript of the gene ASTL, whose product is annotated as astacin-like metallo-endopeptidase (M12 family). Gene Ontology annotation, biological process: proteolysis. The transcript has 10 exons. Gene Ontology annotation, molecular function: metalloendopeptidase activity; zinc ion binding. The record is from RefSeq and is a predicted model, not a curated record. Bases 1 to 1782 code for a protein of 593 amino acids. Lineage: Eukaryota; Metazoa; Chordata; Mammalia; Macroscelidea; Macroscelididae.
AUGGAGAACGUCAUGGGCCUCAAGCCAUGGAUGUUGGCUCUCCUCUACCUUCCAGGUCUGAUCCUUGGAGCACCCUCAACCUCUAACUGUCUAGGAACCUGUGGUACCAGCUCCCCAGAGAAGGCGCAGGAAUCCUGGGACAAGGACAUCCCCGCAAUCAACCAAGCUCUCAUCCCAGAAGAAACCCCAGAGAAGAGUUUUCUCCUUGAGGGGGAUAUCAUCCGGCCAAGUCCCUUCCGGCUAUUCUCAGCUGCCAGUAAUAAGUGGCCCAAGAGCAGCACUGGCCUUGUGGAGAUUCCCUUCCUGCUCUCCAGCGAGUACAAUGAACUCAGCCGGCAGGUCAUCAUAAAGGCAUUUGCCGAGUUUGAGCGUCUCACGUGCAUCAGGUUUGUCUCCUAUGAGGGCCAGCGAGACUUCAUUUCCAUUGUCCCCAUGUCUGGGUGCUUCUCUAAUGUGGGACGCAGUGGGGGGAUGCAGAUGGUAUCCCUGGCACCCUCCUGUCUCCAGAAGGGCCCAGGCAUCGUGCUCCAUGAGCUUAUGCAUGUGCUAGGCUUCUGGCACGAGCAUGCCCGAGCUGACCGGGACCGCUACAUCCGUGUCAACUGGAAUGAGAUCCUGCCGGGCUAUGAAAUGAACUUCCUGAAAGCUCGGAGCAGUAACAUGCUGGUGCCCUACGACUACUCAUCAGUGAUGCAUUAUGGGAGGCUUGCCUUCAGUCGGCGUGGGAUGCCCACCAUCCUGCCGCUCUGGGACCCCAGUGUCCACAUUGGCCAGCGAUCGAAUCUGAGCACCUUGGAUAUCACACGAGUCCUCAGGUUUUAUAACUGCAGAUCAAGUGAUCAUAGCGCUCCUGGUAGAGGUGUCCAGACUCACAGCAGUGGUGACCGCCCCACUCCUGCCUCCAGGAUAUACUUGCAGAGACUUCUACAGGCAUUGUUGGAGCCCAGGAAGGUCUACUCCCGUGUUCUUGAGACUGGAGGCCAGAACAUUGCUGUGGAAUCUGGAGAGGACUCACCUUCUACUCAGAAGUUCAGUGUGGAUGUUUUGGCAAGGCAGCCACAGGUCUCUGCUUCCACCCCAAGUUCAAGGCCUGGAAUAGAUGCUCCUGGCCUUGUUUUAGGGGGGCGCUCGCUGCUCAGCGAUGUGUCUCCACCGGCGCGGCAGGUAGGACAGAGUUCGCGCAAAGGACUUGGAGAAGGGUUUGGGACAUUCUGUCCAGUCUCCUCUGCCAGCUUCUCCACUGCCGGCCGCGAGCUGCUCUUUAUUGUGUCUUCGCACUCGCACACACUCACCAAUCUUCUUCCACCCGCUCACCUUCCGCCUCCUCGGGAACUUGGCGGAACUCUCACCUCGGGCUCAGGCGCUGUCCAGUCCGCAGGAGAGUGCUCCCUCUGUGACCACGGAUGCGCCGGCUCCAGCGUCCUGACUGUUCCAUUUCUGCAAGCUUCCUUCCUCGAGUCCUGGACACCCCAAACGCCUGCCUGGCUCCCUAACCUCCUGUGGCGCACCCGGGUGGAGAGCAACGGCACAGGCAGGAGUGAAGGCUGCAUUCCGCAGGCCGCCGCUCCGCGGGGCGCACAGCCCUGUACCCUGCACCAGCCGCCUGCCCCGCACGCCGCCUUCCGAGACUCCCACCUCCUGUCUCCUCCCCCUGCCGGCCCUGAGAGGUAUACAGCCACGCACCCGGCGUCCGCCACCCGCCCCGCAUGCUCCCGCUUUUGUCUCCUCCCUCUGCCCGCCCCGCGCGCCCUCCGCCCCACGCGGCGGCCGCGCUGCCUGUAG